AUGGCAAACCAAGAAAUUACUCAGUGCCUAACAUUGCUUCAACAGGCUUUUAGGUGUCCUAUUUGCUUGGAUAGUAUUCAGAAUGCUCGAGUUUCUCCUUGUUCUCAUGUUUUUUGUAAUCUCUGUCUUGAAAAAACGAAUUCUGGCAGAUCCUCUUCAACUUGUCCGCUUUGCAAAAAACAGUUCCCAACUCGAGCUUUUGUACCAUCCAAUAAAUUUGACCAAAUAGCGAAAGCUAUAAAUGAAACUGUUGACAAUUUUGCGGAAGAAAGUCAAACGGAAUUUGUUCCCGCUACACGAUUCGAGCCUUUACACUUAAGUCAGGAGUUCAGUCAAGCUCUGCCACAGAAACCAAAGGACACACCUCAAAAGCGGGCCAGUACUGCGCGUUUUUCUGUGCGAAAUACUCGCAUUGAACAGCUUGCCAAGGCAACUAAACGAGCUCCAGCUGAGUUUUUCAAACAUAUAAAGGGCAAAAACAACAACCGCAGGUCCUCAUAUUCUAAGGAGGAAACUCAGUCAUUACUUUCAAAUCAAGCUGACGAUAAUGAACAAACUGAUUCCAAUCAUCAGAAGGAACUUUUUGCAUUGACGCAAACGCCUUUACCAGUGGAAUCCAGAGACUUGGAUUUUUCUGAUUUUCCAGAUCUUUCAACCAAGAGGAAUUCGAUUGACAACGUUGAAAAUGAUAGUCAACAGCGCUCGUUCAUGCGUUCUCGUAGACCCAGGCUCCUGUCUGCCGUUAAGAAGCACGUAUUCCGAAGCCUAUCAAGGGAGAGAAAGCGUCGUUUAGGUUCUCCCGAUUCACAGAAUUCCACGGUUAGUUCUUGCUCUGUAAUCCCUCCUCUACGUGAGCGCUUGUCCCUCAUGUCUACACCGACUGAGAGAACUAAGGGCUCUCCGAAACUGCGAGGGAGAAAACGCAGACGGCUAUCUAAUGAGCUCUACUCCCCAUGGCUUCGGAAUUCUCGGAUGCACUUUUUAAAGAAAUAUCGAAUUCCCUCACAGCCUCCAAUAUCUCGUUCUGCGUCUUCUGAACUUCCCUCCGGGCAGUCACCAUCCUGGUCAGGUCUAAAAAACCUCACUGGAGAUAUGGCUAGGGUGUCUAAACGACCGCCCCUUCUAUUCUCUAGUAAGAAAAAGAUCGAUGCAAAUCUCAGUACCUCGUCUGCUGAUAAAAGUUCAGUAGGUGUGCGUGAAGCUCGAAAAUUUCCCGUGUGUCGAUUUUCACUACCCGCCAUAGUAGGAUGGAAAUUUAAGGAAACUGUAAGUUCUGAGGCUGUAUCGGAGAGAAGUCUAAUUUGCGCUAGCUGCGGCUCGGAAAUGUUGCUCUUCCCAAAAUCAAAUUACUGUACCGCUCCUACUAACCCCCCACCUUGUCCUCAAAUCCAUGCUGAAACAUCCUAUUUUCCUGACUCUUUUAUUUGCCGUCCUACUAAGGAUACAGAGAAGGCGGGGAAAAACGAAAAGUGUGCUUCUGCGAAUGCUACUCCUAUAAAAACUCAAACAGUGGAGUCUCCGGGCUUAAUGUCGGUUGUAACUAUUCAACCUUCAUGCAUUCCCCAAACGUUUUCAUUAAAUAGCAAGCCUUGUUCCGGACGCAGUUCUCCAUCUACAAUUAACAUUCAGCCGUCAAUGGUCCCACAAUCCUUAAGCUUGUCUACAUUUGCACCCAAGACGCAAACAGAAGGAGAGAGCGGGGGACUGUCUGGUGGUCUCGAUUUGACAGUCGCCUUGGUAGAGGCUACAGACACUCACCCAACACCUCAAGUUCUUUCCUCUGCAAACACCCCUGCCUCCUUAAUCACCGAGUUGCCACAAGGUCCCUCGAACCCAAUGCCUUCUGAUGCUUCUCUUGAAUCAAUACCACGAAUAAGUCAACCUUCCCUCCUCUUUAUUUCCAAGCUUUCUAAAUAUUACCAUGUUCGCUUUCCUUUGGCUUGUAUAAAUGAUUUCUCCUUUACAGAUGGUCCGAAAGAGUCAAAAACUGGCACAAACGGCGAGAUGGCGGAAGACGUUGUUGGGCCUCAGCAAGAGUUGGUAACUAUGGACGUUGUGGAAGAUGAUAUUGACGUCAUUUCCGCUUCACCCACUUCCUCUUCCACUCUACUCACUGCUAUUCCAGAACCUUCUAGAAGUCAAGACGGUUUGCAUUCUAGAAUAGUCGGUGUUGUAUGUAUUGAUGAAGAUGUAGACAUUAUUCCCUCGUCUCAGAAUGAGGAGGCAGAUGUGAUGGAGAAUAUGGACACAACUAUAGUCGCUCGUGUGGAAAGUAGUCAAAUUGAUGCUGCACCAACGGCACCCCGGAGUCUUGGUCCAUUACCAAUUACAGAUACCAUGCCGUUCACUCAAACAGUACCUCGAUCUCUACAGACCAGUAUAAUCGCUGAUACGGAGAAUGUAUUUGGAAGGAAUGAUGAGGAAUCACCACAACCCACUAUCUAUAUAACUGGCUCCAAUCUAACUGCCGAACAGGCUAAUGCAGUCCGUCGGUUCUGUGCAACGUUUAAUGCCAAGGAGACACCAACAUUUGAUCCGUCUCAUACGACUCAUGUAGUGAUCACGACAUCGGAAAAGAAUCCUCGGGUAGCAACAAGAACUCUCAAAUAUUUUAUGGCUGUUCUCUAUGGAACGUGGUUGGUUAAUCCGUUCUGGAUUAGGGAUUGUCUGCUGGAAAAUAAAAUCCUUCCUGAGGAGUCAUAUGAAAUCCGUGGUGAUUAUCAAUGUGAAACACUUCACGAAGGUCCACGUAAAGGUCGUCUUCGUCUCCCCUAUUUAAACACCACCAUUCCCUUCUCUUCUAACGCGAUCAACGUGCAGGCAUCGUCUAGCCACCUUCGUGAUUGCCGACCCUUUGUUGACCUCGUAAUUUGUCCCUUCAAAAGCAUUAAUCCACUGUCUAUCAAUGAUUUCGAGGCCAUUGUGAUUGCUGGUGGAGGAACAUUUGUCAAGGACAUCUGCCUUGUCAACGCCGAUGUGAUACGAGCGACGAGAGAGGCUGUACUUGGUUCCAAUGGAGCGAUUGAGGAUUCCAUAACUCAAAUGAAUGGGAUAAAGAAGUGUUUGAUUAUAACUCAACCGAGGGUUAAAGGAUUUAAUAUAUCUGAGUGUGUUGAUUUUAAUGACCAUUGGAUUUAUGCUAUCUCAUUAUUCUCCAUUGUUUCAGUCUUGUUCGAGAAAUACAAAAUCCCGGUUAUUGGAGUCAGCUGGCUGUUGAACUGUGCCGCGUCUUAUUCUCGAUUACCUCUAUCGAACGCCUAUACAAUUUAUGCUAAAUACUAA
This is a messenger RNA of Rodentolepis nana, 3282 nucleotides long. The record is from the annotation of a GenBank genome assembly. Lineage: Eukaryota; Metazoa; Platyhelminthes; Cestoda; Cyclophyllidea; Hymenolepididae.